Molecule: messenger RNA, 3166 nt
Organism: Amphiprion ocellaris (clown anemonefish)
Lineage: Eukaryota; Metazoa; Chordata; Actinopteri; Pomacentridae
Gene: cln8
Product: CLN8 transmembrane ER and ERGIC protein
Exons: 3
Coding region: 232-1098 (288 amino acids)
Biological process (GO): lipid homeostasis
Cellular component (GO): endoplasmic reticulum; membrane
Source: RefSeq, a predicted model, not a curated record
AAUUGAAGUCGUAUGAUGUGAGUUUUUCCUGGUGAACAGAGUGUACAGUCAAGCGCGUCUAUUCGGUAUGUGCUGCCAGGAUGUUAAGUUCGACAGUUUGUGUGGGUUGUGUGUUGUCUGUCCAUUAUUUUGCAGGUGACUCAGACACUAUGCGUGUACCAGCUGCUCCUCUCAGUCCCACCCUCAGGUGAGCCUCCCUAGUUUAAGGCCCAGUACCCUUCCUGAAACACCAUGGCCUCUGAGCAGCAGACCAGCCCUCUCCUCCAGCCCAGUGCAGAAUACUUUUCCUGGGACUAUCGCCUCCAGCUAAUUGGCCUGGGAUUCGCCUUCUAUACAGCGACAUUCAUCCUCUCCCACCUCCUCUCUGUGGCUCUGUGCCGCACCUACAACUCCCUGCUAGCUAAGGAGAAGGUUUUCUGGAACCUGGCAGCCACUCGGGCAGUAUUUGGCAUCCAGAGCACCGUAGCAGGACUCCGGGCCCUGACUGAGGACUCUUUGUUGACCAGAGACAGAGUGAGGGGACAAGAAGACUGGUCGUGGUUUCAUGUCCUCACAGCCACAGGUUUCUUUGUAUUUGAAAAUGUAGCCCUUCACUCGUCCAGUCUGGUAUUUUGGUCGUUCGACCUUCCACUGGCGACACACCAUUUCUUCGCCCUGUCAGGAUAUGCAGGGGCGGUGGUGUGGGAUUCUCUGGGUCACUUCCUCCCGAUGGUUACGCUUCUGCUAGAGAUGAGCACGCCAUUCACCUGUAUAUCCUGGAUGUUACUGAAGGCUGGCUGGGCACAUACUCUGUUCUGGAAAGCCAACCAGUGGGUGAUGAUCCACAUGUUCCACUGUCGCAUGGUUCUCACUUAUUUCAUAUGGUGGGUAACCUUAACUCACUGGGGAGAAAUCAGCACCCACGUGGCCCUGCCUCAACGCAUACUCUUCUUCACUGGCCUCGCUCUGCUCACGCUUAUCAUCAACCCCAUCUGGACGCACAAAAAGACCAUGCAGUUGCUGAAUCCAGUGGACUGGAACUUUGGCAACAAGCCAGCACCAGGAAAUGGCACCUUAAAGGGUCAGUCUGAGGUUUCUGUAAAACCUCAUGCCAGCUAAGGAGUUUCAGAGAUGCCAUUUCUUAUUUUGGUUGUUGUUUUAUAAUGGAAAUGUGAAGUGACUUUAAAUAGGAUGUUAUGAUGUUUAUUAUUAUUAUUAUUAUUAUUAUUAUUAUUAUUAUUAUUAUUAUUAUUAUUAUUAUUAUUAUUAUUAUGGUUUUAGACCUUUUUUUCACACAUCAGAGGUGGACUUUCCUAUUAAAAAAGGUCAUUAUAAUAGAUAUUCUUCCAUCUGACUUUACUUUCAGGUAGUUGCCAUGUUGAUGUGUUUUGGCUUUUUAUUCUGUUUCCCAUUUAAAUCUUUUAGUAGGAGGGUGUGGUUUUCAGGUCAGUGGAAUGUUGCCUUGACUGCUUGCAUUGCAAGGUACUGUGUUGUGAAAUAUCUCCUUUACAAGUCGUGAUUCAUUAUUUAUUCACAACAGCAUAGAUAUAUGACAGCAGUUCUUGCAGCAGUCACUCAGUAGCAAUGGCUUACAAAAGAAUGUGUUGUUAAAUCCAAAACGUAUAAGAGUCUUAAUACUGUACAUCUACAGUAUUUAAAAAUUAAUAUUCUGUCAUGCUUGAAGACUAUAUCUCUCUGUCUGCUUAUGGUGUGUUACUAUGGAUAGUGAAGGUUGAUCAUUCCAGUGAAGAACAAGUCUGUUGACGUUUUGAGCUUGGAAAUAUAUGCGAGAGGCAGGAGAGAUUGUUUGUCAGUGCUUAUCAAACGAUUGAGUAGUGAAGUCAAGUCAAGAAUAUGGCCUUUUUCACACACAGCUCCACUGAUACUUUUAUAACAGACACCGUUAUUCAGCACUGAUUGGCCAGGGUAGACUGUACAAUUGGAUUAGGUUGAAAGAAUGAGCCUCUAUAGGUUAGUCAGCAAAUCUGUUAGAUCCUAAGUGGACAGAUCUGUUCAUUCAUGAGUCACAUUUUGGACUGUUAAUCCACUUUCAGCAAAGAAAGAAACAUUUAUCAUAGCCACAACAGAAUUUUCUUUCUUGGUGCAAGAAAGCUCAGGAAUGGUUGACUUCACAAAGGCUUUAUUGUUCAAAAUGAAAACAUAUUGUGACAAAACUGAAGUAGCGUUGACAGAAUUACAGAGUUAGUUUUUUGAUGUUAAAGUAUUUUGAUAUUAGAAGCAAGGUAGUUUAAACUGGAUGGGUUUUACUAAAGUAGGUGUUUAGCCAUAUCCAAAAUUUGCUUUUUUGUGUGUGUUAUUUCUCACAAAGCUGUCAUUGUACUGGAAGACUUGGCCUGGUGUGUUUGGUUUGUGUAUUGUCAUUUAUCUGGUAUAGGAAGGGUUUUGUUUGUCCCGACUGCAAACAUUCAGAUUCUUUACAAUUUCUCACAUUUCUCAGUGUGUUGGCUUUAACAGCAUUGCUACUGUAUUUCAUUAAUUGUUCAUAAUUUUUGGAUUUUUAAAUAUUUAAUUUCAUUCACAAACAGUGUUAAUUUAUGUACAAAUUUUGCACAUGGAGAUGCAAAAUGACACCUUAGUUUUAGCCUGCACAAGCAAACAAGAAAUGAGUCAACCAUGGCAGGAAAAAAAAGCCUGUGCUGGACUGUUUCCAACCAGGUGUGCUUCAUAAGACUUUGCAUUAUCUGUAUAACUUUGCUGAGUAAAAUCAAGAUUUUCUGUAAUCUGAAACAGCAACUGAUGUAUGAAGAACUGGGCUGCAUUUUACUCAUCAACAUUAUCAUGUGGGAAAGGCCCCAUAAAUAGUUGAGGCUACACUCUGUUCAGUGAAAUAGAUGCAUUUCACAGCUUCUGUGACUAGAAAUAUAUUUUUAACACGGGAAAUGUUUUCACAACAGUAUUAAAUAUAGAAAAAUAAUUUAUUUUGUCGUCAAGCUUUACACUUGAUGUCACUGAAAUGUUUACUGACGCAAUUUUAUGAUCAUUUAACGGUGGAUUGCUUUUUCUUUGAAUUUCAUGUUUAAUGACAGCAUUACAAUAACAUUAUGGGAUGGGCAGAAGAUCCCCUGUAAGUUCAGUUACACAUCCCAAGCAAUGCAAUAUCAUGUGUGUAUGGAAAAAUGCAUUCAUUCAAGUUAUUUUGAUUUACAAAAUAAAAUGCUUUCUCACA